AUGCAAAUCAUCUUUUCUGAAGAGUGGUUGUCGGUAUCAUUUUUUUCUUUUCCAGUUGAAAUGGGUUGGAAGGAGGCCGGAAAGUUGAUCAGACAUUGGAAAGUACUCAGAGGAGAUAAUGUCAGGAUUAUUAGGGGCAAGGAUAAGGGCGAGUCUGGUCUGAUUAAACGUGUAACCCGCUCUCAAAAUCGCGUUAUUGUCGGGGAAAAAUCUGGUAGGAAGCUAAGGUUUCUGUGUUUCACUGCCUUGUUCUUUCCUAGGGUUAAGAAGCAUAUAAAAGCAAGUGAAGGUCACGAGGGAGGAAUCUUCACAGUUGAAGCUCCACUUCAUGCAUCAAAUGUCCAAGUUGUUGACCCACUCACAGGGAGACCCUGCAAGGUUGGAAUCAAGUAUCUCGAGGACGGUACCAAGGUAAGAGUGUCACGAGCAUCUCAAUCGAUAAUUAUAGGUCCUGAGAUAUUGAAGAUAAGGACGACGCCAAGACCUAACAUAGCCGGUCAGAAGGACACUCCGAUGGAUCUCGUGCUGGAGAAGACCUACGACUGUAAAACUGGGAAGUGCAUGCCUGAUCUUUGAGAAAACUGAGCGGCACCUUCGAUUUGGUAUUCUGCUAGAACAGAGUUGCUCUGUUUCAGUAAGCUGUUGACUUGGCCUCCCAUUUCUACUUAGCCGCUCCGUCUCAGAAGUCAGAAGUGAUAGUUCUUUCCUAGUCUGGUCAUAUGAAGAUUGAUGGUAGCGAUCAACACUGUCAACUCGACGACGACGGGGACUACGUCGUGGUUGAGGAAGAAGAGCUUGCUCUGACUCUCGUCAAUGCUAAUGAUCAUCUUAUUCUUCCCACCAAAUUUGGUAAUUGGCUCAGCCGCAAAGUCAUCCGCCCCCUUCUCUUCACGCCCGCUUCUUCAUCUUCAUCUUCUUCGGAGUUGAUUCUUUUCAGAGACAGUAGCAGCAGCGAUUCUGGUCUGCGAUCAAGCAAAUACGACGUCUUCAUCAGCUUCAGAGGAGUCGAUGUUCGAAACUCCUUCCACAGCCACCUGCACUAUCACCUCAACUGCUUAAAGAAACUCACCGUCUACAGUGACGACGCUGAUCUGGAAAGAGGGCGGCAUAUCUCGCCGGAUAUCUUGCUAGCAUUCGAGAGAUCAGUGGUUUAUAUAGUGAUUCUCUCCCCCAACUAUGCGGGUUCUCCAUGGUGCUUGGAGGAGCUCAAGAAGAUCCUCCGGUGUAGGAAGUUGUACGGUCGGAGGGCUAUACCAGUGUUCUACGGCGUUCAUCCUUCGGAUGUCGAGAAGCAAAAAUUGCCCUCUACUACUACCAUCGCCGCCGCGGCGAAUGUUCAAAGCUGGAGAGAUGCAUUGCGUGAGAUAGCCAGCCUCUCUGGAUUCGACUCUCAGGUCAUCAGGUAUAUUCCACACAGCCCACCAUCAUUCAAGUUACACUUUUUGUGUUAUGAAGUACUUCACAAUGUUUGGCUUGUGGGUUCUGCUUUAUUCAUCGAUUUGCUGUUAUCUAUCUAUGUGGACCUUAUCAGUGGAUCCACUCAUUCAUGUUGAUCAUUCACACCCAGUUUGGUCACUUGUGGUUGUGGAAUUUAAUCAACAAAUCUUACUGUGUUGUGCAUCUAUCGAUCUUGCUCGGCCAGACGAGAAACUGAACUCAUAGAGGAAGUCACCAAAAAUGUCUUCCAGGCAAUACGCAGCAGCAGUGAGAUGGUGAAGCUUUCAUCAUAUUCUGCCAGCAGAGGUUUAGUCGGGUUAGAGAUAAAAAUGAAACAAGUUCAGCGGCUGUUGUGCUUUGCUGAGAUGAGCAAUCGGACGAUAGGAUUGUGGGGAAUGGCCGGCAUUGGCAAGACCGCUCUUGCUAAGGCCAUAUUCGACGAGUUCUCUUGUCAAUUUGAGGCUUCCUACUUCUUCAGUAAUUUUGCAGAUGCAUCACAACUUCGCAGAGAUCUGCAAAGUGACUUUUUCUCGAAACUGUUGGGUGAUGAGAGUGGUGGCAGAUCAGCAUUAUCCUACGAGUUGACGCUUCAUCGUCUUGGCCGAAUGAAGGCUCUGGUCGUGAUCGAUGAUAUAGGCAACGAUGUGGGCAACAUAGGACCAUUGAAGGAUCUGUUAAAUGGUCAGUACUGCGAUUUGUUUGGUCCUGGGAGUAAGAUCAUCAUGACAAGCAGGAAUAAACAGCUUCUGAAGAGUGUGUGCCAUCAUGUAUAUGAAGUCGAGCCUUUAAACGAUGUAGAAGCCUUUCAACUCUUCUGCUUGCAUGCCUUCAGAAGCGAUAACAGUCCCCAAUCUGAAUACAUGGAGAUGGCCUUGGCAGCUGCACAUUACGCAAGUGGGAAUCCACUAGCGAUUACUGUGUUGGGCGCACACUUACAUGGUCGUGAUCUCCAGUUUUGGGAUCGGGAGCUGAAGGCUUUGCACGGCAAUCCAGAUCCAGUGGUUGAGAACAUCUUGAGAAGGAGUUACGUUGGAUUGAGUCGAGCAGAGAAAGAUGUAUUUCUUGAUCUUGCAUGCUUUUACAAUUACUGGUACCGUAUGGAAUUGAAGGAAUGUGUGGAAAUGUUGUCACCAGGUGGCACUGGCAACAUCAUUCCUAACCUUGUCGACAAGGCGCUUAUAAGUAUUGAUAUGAGUUUUGCUGACACAAUAGUAAUGAAUGCUUUGCUAAAAGACUUUGGCCGCAGAAUUGUCAAUGAAGAGCGCCACAUUGAAAAACGUUCGAGGUUGUGGAAUGCAAAAGACGAAUACUACCUCUUCAAGAAAAACAAGGGUACUGCAUCAAUUGAAGGCAUCUCAUGGGUUUUUGGAGGUGACGAGGGAUACAUGCCACCUGAGACAAAGACAUACAUACAGUCUGACGCUUUUGUGAAAAUGGAAAAUCUGCGAUUCCUUGUAGUUCAUCUUGGUUUCUGCAAUUUGAUUCCGCCAGAUGCCGGCUUGAUAUCCCUGCCAAAUACUUUGAAGGUUCUUGAAUGGCACUCAUUCUCUUCGAAGUCUUUGCCAUCCCAAUUCUCUGCUGAACAUCUAGUCAUACUUAAUCUGAAAUAUAGCAAGAUCGAGCAGGUUUGGGAAGGUGAUGAACUUAUGGAUUUGGGGAAUUUGAAGUACCUUUAUCUUUGCCUAUGCCGGAACUUGAGAAAGCUGCCUAAUCUCUCAACAGCUAGAAGGCUCGAAAGAAUCGAGCUUUUUGGCUGUGAGAGUUUAGCCGAGCUUCCCAAAUCGAUUUGGGAUCUUCCCAAAUUGGAAUGGCUCGAUGUGACUGGUUGCAGGAGCCUACAGUUGAAUUACUUGGAAUGUCCAGAACAGAGCACUGGUCUUGAUUCUGUUUAUUCUAGUUCCACGUCAUGCUCAUCGCCUAUUUUGGAACUGGGCUUCGUUGACUACAUGGAGUUGGCGGCAGUUCCAUCCUCCUCCUCCAUGGGAGAUCUCACUCCGCUAACUCAAUUGAACUUCUCCGGUUGCACAAGUCUAGCAAGCCUUCCCAACACCAUCCACAAGCUAUCCAACUUACAAACCCUCAACUUGCGCCAUUGCCAUCAAUUGAUUCGUUUACCAGGCCUUCCUUCAUCCUUGACAGAUUUGGAUGCAAGUGAUUGCACAUCACUUCAAACCUUGUCGAUUGACAAUAUUCUUGAGAAUCAUGAUUUAUCCAAGAUAAGCAGAUGGGACUUUAGCCAGUGCUGGAAGCUGGAUCCGGUAGUGUGCAGUAAGCUUGUGGACAAGUUCACUCAGGAUUGGGUUCGAAACUCCGGCUUCCCAUGUAUCAGACCGUCACGCCUCAGACUCCCGGGGAAAUGGGAUAUCAAGAGUGCUGGUGAAGGAGGAAGCAUAAUGGGAUGUAACACUAACAACGAUGAUAAUAAUAAUGCAAUGGCGACAGCACAGCUACGUGGACAACCUUGGAAGCUCAAGGCGCUAGUUUUAUGUGCUUUACUCGACUACCGACCCCUUGCUGAUUACUUCGAGUGUCAAGUUGACUGCGUGUUGCUCAACAAUGGUGUCGAAGUUGCUGUGAGCUCAUGCAAUUUGACUUGUUGUCCAUCAUACGAGGAUCAUGAGGAUGAGGAGGAGCAUCUCCCAAAUGGUCACAUUUGGGUAUGGUUCACUAACGACUUGGAUAAAAUGAGGAUGAUACAACAAUUCGCUGACAAAGAGGCUGAUCAUCCUGGCGGCACAGCUGAAUUCUUGUUUCGUAGCUUGUAUUGGCCGGGCAAAAUACCCGAAUUGACGAAGAAUUGUCGGGUGAUUCCGAUUUACGACGACAGAGUUUUGACAUAUGAAGAUGAAGAAGAAGAAGACAAUGAUCGAUCUCCAAACAACGUCAUGGGAUUAUAUGAUAAGUUGCGCACUGGCCAGUGCAAGUACUUCAAAGAUACCAGCAAAAGGACGCAAUGCCGAACAGCUCCACCGUCGCCUAGCUCGGGCUCCUCUCAACAGACUCCUCCUUCCGCCAUCAGUCACCACACCGACGGUUACCAGAUUCACCCCGUUCCAACCCCUCCGCCUUCUCCAUGAGCAUAAAGGAGUUCAGCAAGCACCGCUCUCUGCUCAAUGAUACCCGACGGCAUUGAAGUGAUUUCCUGUAACUGUCCUUCCUUCUGGGUUCGUCUCACCAGCAGCCUGUACAGCUUGCUUGUUGUUAUCUGCCUUCAUGUUUUAGCUGGUGGGGAGGUUGAUUUGGAUCAUACGUGUUUUGAUUACCAGUGGUCUUGUGUUCUAUUGGAAUAUGUGAAUAGAUGGUCUCGUCUCAUUUCAUGAAAUUAUACUGUAUGGACUUAUCUCAUUCGAUUCGAAUGAGGAUAUCACGUUAAUCAUCGUGUUCUUGUCUUCUUUUGUUGAUUUCGUCACCCUUGAUUGUCCUUUUUUUUCUUUCUUUUUUAUUCUGUUGUUGAACCUCUUCUGGCUACCAAUGGCCUGUUGGGGUGUUAAUCCUUCUAGCAUGCCUGAUCUUAGAGAAAACUGAGCUGCACUGCGCCUUCAACUCUGUAUUCCGGUAGAUGGGUCAAUAAAUUGCUUAAAAACCCAUGCUAUGGGGCCUUGCUCCUUUGCUUCAACUUGCAUCAUUCAUCUUAUGCCCAAGAAAAAACGUGUAUGAUCAUUCCAUUGCUGAU
Molecule: messenger RNA, 5110 nt
Organism: Linum tenue
Lineage: Eukaryota; Viridiplantae; Streptophyta; Magnoliopsida; Malpighiales; Linaceae
Source: the annotation of a GenBank genome assembly